Empidonax traillii (willow flycatcher) is the source of this 980-nucleotide messenger RNA. It is a transcript of the gene RUNX3, whose product is annotated as runt related transcription factor 3. The annotation marks the transcript as partial. Gene Ontology annotation, biological process: regulation of transcription by RNA polymerase II; neuron differentiation; regulation of cell differentiation. The record is from RefSeq and is a predicted model, not a curated record. Gene Ontology annotation, cellular component: nucleus. The transcript has a single exon. Lineage: Eukaryota; Metazoa; Chordata; Aves; Passeriformes; Tyrannidae. Gene Ontology annotation, molecular function: DNA-binding transcription factor activity, RNA polymerase II-specific; RNA polymerase II cis-regulatory region sequence-specific DNA binding; ATP binding.
GCACGUCAGACCUGAGCCCCUUCUCCGACCCCCGGCAGUUCGACCGCUCCUUCCCGACGCUGCCGGCGCUCACCGAGACCAGGUUCUCCGACCCGCGGAUGCAUUACCCCGGCGCCAUGUCCGCCGCCUUCCCCUACACCGCCACCCCCUCGGCCACGGGCAUCGGCGGCAUCAGCAUGACCAGCAUGCCCGCCACCACGCGCUUCCACCACACCUACCUGCCGCCCCCCUACCCCGGCUCCACGCAGAACCAGAGCGGACCCUUCCAGGCCAACCCCUCUCCCUACCAUUUGUACUACGGCACGUCCUCGGGCUCCUACCAGUUCUCCAUGGUGGCGGGCGGCGAGCGCUCGCCCACCCGCAUGCUCUCGUCCUGCACGAGCGCCUCGGCGGGGAACAACCUCAUGAACCCCGCCCUGGGCAAUCAGAACGACGGGGUGGACGCGGACGGGAGCCACAGUAACUCACCCACCACCAUGACGACUACUGGGAGGAUGGAUGAGUCGGUCUGGAGACCCUACUGAGGGGAACUCAGCUGCGCACCAGUGUCUUUAGCUCAAUCAGCCACCUUUCGCUCCUUUUGGUAGUGACCAGAGCAAAGUGAUGCCUAAACCAAAGUCUCCCAAACCAAAAGCAAGCCAGGAUCCUCUGCAUGCAAGCACGGGCAAACAUCAAGCAAAGAUGGGCCAGGACCUACGUUGCAUUUCAAGGUGAACAUCCACGAGGCUUGAUGUGGUUCCUUUUGUGUGUCUUAAGUAUGUGGAUUGUACAUAGGGGAAAAGAAAAUAAAACAGGACACGUGGAAUCAGGUGUUUGUUACUCGCAGGACACUUCUCAGUCAUCUCACUCACACCUCUUCCCCUCACAAAGAGAGAGGAAAAGCUUCACCCUUCCUCUGCAAAAUGGUUCAGGGAAGAGAGAAGACCAGGGAGCCACCCAAACCAUCUCUCUGCCAGUGCAAGAGGACUGAACCGAGGAAA